Messenger RNA from Kockovaella imperatae, 1165 nucleotides. RefSeq names its product Spo7-like protein-domain-containing protein. Bases 116 to 1120 code for a protein of 334 amino acids. The transcript has 4 exons. Gene Ontology annotation, cellular component: Nem1-Spo7 phosphatase complex; cytoplasm. Lineage: Eukaryota; Fungi; Basidiomycota; Tremellomycetes; Tremellales; Cuniculitremaceae. Gene Ontology annotation, molecular function: protein phosphatase regulator activity. The record is from RefSeq and is a predicted model, not a curated record.
CCCAUUUUCAGCGUGGACAACAUGAGCCAACCUGCGAGUGACACUGGGUGGGGCAUGCUGCAGUAGCGCGGUCAACGGAGUGUAUGGAUGAGACCAUCCCCGGUCCACAUUUACCAUGAUAGGUUCCAGAAGGGGUCCGGCGAUCUCACCCCUGGCGGACGCUCCUCUCUUGUCCAAUGGUCAACCUAAACCUUCCCCCAAUACACCGUAUUUUCCACCUUCCGAUACAUCAACGUAUAGAGACCUGCUCUUGUUCGAGGAGAGGCUGAAGAUGAAUGCGGAGAUGUUGAGGAGACGUCGGAGGAGGUAUGCGGCAUUCCUCUGGACAUUUGUCACUGCGUUGUUGUAUUUGGCCCAUUGGCUAAUCUUCCUGCCUCCAGCUACGAUGCUCAGUCUGCGCGCGUUACAAGCCACCGUCGCUGUCGUGUUCAUCACCCUCGCUCUCUUCUUCGCCAGUGGCAUGUACGAGGAAAAGAUACGCUAUGCGCAUAGCUAUAUCAAUCACUCCAACCGCGGCCUCCGACAACUCAACAUGCAUCUCAAUAUGAGACGGCAGAGACCUCCCCUUCCAGCCUUUUUACCUGAAUUUCUUCGUCCAGCUCCCGUCAUCAAACCUCCCUCUCACCUGCCUUCCAAGCCAUUCAAUGGAUCCACCAUAGCAUCCAGGAGACCAUCCCACAACGCUACUGUCAUGGCGCAGAUCCCACCUUCCAGCAAUCCUCGUGGAGAACUCAUCUUCUCCUCCAGAGUCGAUAAGGGGUUCAGGGAAGGGUAUGAAAGGUAUAGAGCUGCGUUCGAAAGGAGACGAGAGGAGAAAGCAAGGGAAGAAGCGAGACGGAAUCGAAAAUUGUGGUUCAGGAGAAAGGCUCUCAAUGAGACACCCAUCAAUCGAAUCAUGACCCCUACUCCGCCUGCUUCGAGACGAAACACACCUCCUCCCGGAGUCAAUGGGGCAACUUCAGCAGCUUCAUCAGGCACCGUUCCGGGAGUUAGACGAGGCAGAUCACCCAGUCCUGGUCCGAGCUCUCUAGGCAAGGUCGAGGCAAACGGGCAGCAGAAUGACGGAGCCAGUUCCCGUAGGAGUAGGUCCAACUCGGAAGGCAAUAAGUAUAUGACAUGAUUGGAGUGUACGAGAUGGCAUUUGUAUCUAUAUGCAUGGCAAAAA